Chaetomium strumarium is the source of this 1011-nucleotide messenger RNA. RefSeq lists its product as uncharacterized. NCBI's taxonomy places the organism in Eukaryota, Fungi, Ascomycota, Sordariomycetes, Sordariales, Chaetomiaceae. The transcript is spliced from 4 exons. The annotation marks the transcript as partial. The record is from RefSeq and is a predicted model, not a curated record.
CAGCGGGACACCGUCAUGGUGGACAUCGCCUCGCUUCCAGAGGGCUCACAUAAGUCUUCCGCGUCUCCCACCCAGCAACUACUAUCCACCAUAGCCCCAGCAAUUGCAGCGGUAAAGGCACCCCCAAGCGCCUGCCGUCAGCUUGCUUUACCUGUUUCCGGGCGAACACCAAGUUCAAGGACAACUUUGCGUCCUGGGAGCAGUGUUGCGAAGCGCAGCAUGUCGCCGCACACGCUCCAGACACCGGCGAGGAAGCAGAGCAAGUGGUCGGCCGAGGAGGAUGCUCUGAUCAUCGAGCUCCGGGGAAGUGGCAUGAAAUGGGACGACAUCUCGAAGCACCUUCCGGGCCGGUCUGUGAUUAGCUGCCGGCUGCAUUACCAGAACUACUUGGAACGCCGCAGCGAGUGGGAUGAAGAACGCAAGAACAAGCUGGCGAGGUUAUUAAAACAGGACAUGUGGCAAAGGGUAGCAAAAGAGUUGCAGGUGCCCUGGCGCGCCGCUGAAGCGAUGCACUGGCAGCUAGGUGAAGCUGACAUGGCGAUACGCGCGGGCGUAGUUCCGUUCUCGCGGAACAUAGCCACGAACGUAUCCCAAGGCCCGCGAGGAGUCCCGCCGACGCUACACGCUCACUCCCAAUCCCACGACUUCGCCAGCCUGUCACCCCGCUAUACUGCAAUCCCGACUAGCGGCCAGCCCCAAAGCUCCCGCGGCGAAAGCCUCCCUCCAUGCCUGCCCUCGCCGCGCAACCGCUUACUCCCACCUCUAAUCCCAACCAGCGACCAACCCCUACCCUUCCGCGGCGAAAGCCUCCCUCGACGACCGCCCUCCCCGCCCGACUACGGAUACAUACCAGGCCCCGCUUCUCUAGUGCAAACCGCCCCAUUGGGCGGCGACCCAGGCCAGCCUGGCGCAGGACGCCCUGGCCUACUCCCAAGCGUCGCCGAGCUUACAGCAGGCGUUCGCUGCUAUAAUCUCCACAACAACUGGGGUGAACAUGAGAGACAGAAAUAG